CUGAGUUUGGAGGUGUUUCCAAUUUAUCAUCAUUAGAACCGUUAGUUCUGAGGCCGGUGUUACGCUCAGGUGUAGACAGCAGAACUUUCUACUAAAAUGAAUAAGCGGCUACUUCUAUGUGUUGUGUCUCUGCUUAAUGUCAUCCCUUUUCAUUUCCAACCUGUACUUCUGCCAAACUAUAAAAUUUCCCUGUAUUCGGACUCCCUAAGGCUUUCAACAGUGCUGUGGCUUCGCCCUGCUUAUUGUUUAUUUGAAGAAUGGCAAAGUGACGCUGUAGAUCUGUCUGUGGCUAUCAGGAAGACAUCAAGCAUCAUAGUGCAAGUACAGAUCCAAGGUGACAAUAGUACAUACAUUGUUCAAGGGGGAUAUGUGAUACCACAGUGCAGACCUAUUUUUAAUGAACUUCAAGCAACAGAACCAUUUGUGUAUCAGGUUGGCCCCAACAUUGAAUUGACUGAUGGUAAAGGUGUCCAAUUGGUUCUGCCAAAUCACAGUUACAAGGUCCGCUAUGUACUGUAUAAUGCUGCAAAUACACAGAUUGCUUUUACCAACUGGUCUCAGCCUUUUCAAACUCGAGACAUUCCCACAGCUCCUCAGGACAUGAAUGCCAGGCUGCAAGGUCGCUCUGGUGGAAUGGUGGUCAUUACGGUGCUGCUCAGUAUAUCCAUGUUCUGUCUGCUGGUCGGACUUGCUGUCGUCCUCGGGGUUAAACAGCCGUAGGCUGGAAGUUUGUGUGUGAUUGUAUUUAUUAACCAGUACUUGUCUCAGUCCCAUUUAUUAGUCUGUUCAGCAAUACAGGGCUGCAUCUGUAGGAUAGCUUGUGUUUGGGUCUCGCUCUUUUAUAUAAUAUGUAUUAUUGUUAUUCAAUAAAAGAGAGAACGUUU
Xenopus laevis (African clawed frog) is the source of this 884-nucleotide messenger RNA. Its product is annotated as uroplakin-2-like. Lineage: Eukaryota; Metazoa; Chordata; Amphibia; Anura; Pipidae. Bases 97 to 720 code for a protein of 207 amino acids. The record is from RefSeq and is a predicted model, not a curated record. The transcript is spliced from 5 exons.